Messenger RNA from Lynx canadensis (Canada lynx), 1321 nucleotides. It is a transcript of the gene MPHOSPH6, whose product is annotated as M-phase phosphoprotein 6. NCBI's taxonomy places the organism in Eukaryota, Metazoa, Chordata, Mammalia, Carnivora, Felidae. The transcript has 7 exons. The record is from RefSeq and is a predicted model, not a curated record. Bases 307 to 738 code for a protein of 143 amino acids. Gene Ontology annotation, biological process: maturation of 5.8S rRNA.
CCGGAGCAGGAGCCAACAUGGCGGCGGAGCGCAAGACGAAGUUGUCCAAGAACCUGCUGCGCAUGAAGAGACUACAUUGGUGAAAGAAAGACCUGACAAGGGACAAAAUUGCAGUCGGAAAGACCAAACAAGAAGCUCUGAUGAUCUGGUUGCCAUGGCAGCGGGAAUGGAGAGAAUUAUAACAGUUGAGAGCCCCUACUAUGCAUCAUUCAUCAUGGUAAAAGUGAGGAAGGAGACAAUCUAGACAAAGUCCCUGCCCUCAAGGUCUCCAGAAGAGGCAGAUGCUCAAGGAAUUAAAAUGUGUUCAUGCAAAGGGGACUGGACUCAGAGACCAAGAGACAACUAGAAGAGGAAGAAAAGAAAAUCAUUAGUGAAGAGCACUGGUACUUGGAUUUGCCAGAGCUUAAAGAAAAGGAGUGUUUCAUAAUAGAAGAGCAGAGCUUCUUGUUAUGUGAAGACCUUCUCUAUGGAAGAAUGUCAUUCAGAGGAUUUAAUCCUGAGGUUGAGAAAUUAAUGCUUCAGAUGAACUCCAAGAACAAAACAGAGGAAGUUGAAGGUGAAACAGUGGAGCUCGAUGUAUCAGAUGAAGAAAUGGCUAGAAGAUAUGAGACCUUGGUGGGGACAAUUGGAAAAAAGUUUGCCAAAAAAAGAGACCGGGUCAACUAUGAAGAAGAUGAAAAUGGACACGUAAAACCAACAGUUAAAGCAAAGAAGAUGUUCUUAAAGCCCCAGGAUUGAAGUGGAUGCUUUAAGACAGAGCUCAGGGGUGCCUCGUGAGGGUUAGUGUAUUGUGGGACUCAUUCUGAUGGCUUCUCUGUAGUUACUCAAACUGUGAUGUUUACAUGUAAAGAGGUGGAUAAUUUUGGAAACAUUCCAUUUUUGAAACAGAUACGUGGUGGAUGUUAUACAUCCUUUGUUUCAUGGUGUUCAUCAAGAAUGGAUUUUUAGCCUUUGAGUUUCAAAUGUACAUAGGGAUGUGGCUGCUUCCUAAAGACUUUUUGACGUAAGAUUUUUUUUUUAAUGGAGCUCUCGUCACUGACCUUGAAUUGGCACAUAUAAAUUAAACCAGUGUUUAAGUUGCCCUUAUGUUUCUAUUUUACUUUAAAUUAUGAAUCAUGCCAAGCCAAUGUAUACAUACAUUCUGGAAUCAAACAUAAUGAGGGUUUAUUGUAUAUAGAUUCAUCAAGAGCAAACAUGCCUCUCCAGCCUACAGUACUUGCAUGCUACCGGGUCAUUGUUGGUUUGUGGAAUUAUUGGUUUUUGUUUAAAGCUUUUACUUAAUAAAAAAAAAUUAUUCUCUAAUAAAUUAAGUUUUCAUAUA